Messenger RNA from Oldenlandia corymbosa var. corymbosa, 2091 nucleotides. The record is from the annotation of a GenBank genome assembly. Lineage: Eukaryota; Viridiplantae; Streptophyta; Magnoliopsida; Gentianales; Rubiaceae.
AUGUCUUUGGAAAGGGCUGAAAAUGAAGUUCGUGCACUUGCAGAUCAUCUUUUUGGUAUGGCAAUGAAUGGUAGCUGGAAACGUGUCCUUAGCACAUUUCAAGAGGACCCUCGACUUGCUUCAAAGGCCACUUCAUUCCCUUCCAUGAUAUCAGGUGAUACAACAUUUCAUGUCGCGGUCGCAGACUCCAAUGUUGAAGUAGUCGAAAAGCUAGUGAAGAUGAAUCGCCUGCAGGAGGCUCUAAGAACUGGGAAUAAUCGAGGAAACACGCCUCUUCAUCUGGCAGCCAUUGUAGGUAGCGUUCGGAUUUGCAGAUGUUUUGUUUCUGCAGACUCGAAACUCAUUACCUACCGUAACCAUGAUGGUGAGACACCUUUAUUCAUGGCCGUUCUUCAUGGUAGGAAAGAUGUAUUCUUGUUCCUGCAUCAUUAUAUUAUAUCUCAAGGACAGGAAGAUAGAGCCAACUAUUCUUUAUGCCGAAGAUCUGAUGGUAACACCAUUCUUCAUUGUGCCAUAGCUGCAGAAAAUUUUGGCCUUUAUGCUCCUAUCUUCCAUCAUCUUAAGCUUUUCUCCAAUUUUGAUGAUCUUGAGCUACAUUUUCCAGGCAUAAAUGUGGAUAAGUUAGUACCUCAAACACAAUAUACCUACCAAGAAGGACAUCAACUUUCUUGCGACCAUUCUGCAAACCAUCCCGGAAACCACACAACUUGCAUCCACUUCUCUGGGCUACUAAAGAAAGCAUUUCAUUCAAUUACUGGAUUAGUUGGUGUGGCCAGUGAUCAUCAGCGGCAACAAUUAGAUACGGAUUUGGAGGAUCACACCCGGAUACCAACCGGUCAACAAGAAAUAGCAAAAGUGAAGGAUAUCAAAGAGAAACAUAUGUGGUCCAUCCAGGUCCUGGAUAUACUUCUCCAAUGCGCAUCUGCAUAUAAAUACGAUUCUCCAUAUGGUGGGCGACUCCCGCCUCCUCGUCCAAAACCUUUCAGAGUUGUUGAUGUUGAUGAUUUUUUUCCGAUUCCACUAGAAACAGAAGCGCGUUUUAUGGAAGAAACUAGCUCAAGUGACAGUAUAUUAGACAACCCCAAAAACAAUGCAAAAGGACGUGGAAAGGGAAGAACAGCAGAGGAGAUUAUACUUGAUAAGGGAGAAACACCUAUCCUGAUUGCUGCCAAAAAUGGUAUCGUUGAGAUGGUUGAAAAAAUUCUAAAAGUUUUUCCAGUGGCCAAUCAAGACAUGAACUCCGACGAGAAGAACCUGCUUCUAUUGGCAGUGGAGAAUCGGCAACUUCAGGUAUACAAGUACAUUUUGAACAUGAAACUCACCAGGGAUUUUCUCUUUCGGAAAAUAGAUAAGAAUGGCAAUAGCGCGCUACAUCUUGCUGGAACACUUGGAGAAGAAGGGGCAACUUGGCUCAUCCCAGCUGUGCAAAUGCAAUGGGAAAUCAAGUGGUUUGAGUGUGUCAAAUCCUCCAUGCCUGAAGGCAUCUUCGCACGCUUCAACAAACAAGGAAAGACUCCAGAGGAUGUGUUCACUGAAACACAUCGGAUGCUCCUCAAAAGCGCUGGUGAAUGGCUAACAAACACCUCCGAAGCCUGCUCUGUAGUCGGGGCACUCGUGGCGACUGUUGCCUUCUCAACAUCCACGACAUUUCCUGGCGGUUUCACACAGGACAAUGAUGACAUGGGGACUCCAACUUUCAAGGGAGAGCUUGCAUUUCAUGUUUUCGCUAUAUCAUCCCUAGCCGCGGUUUCCUUCUCUGUCACAUCGGUGGUCAUGUUUCUAGCCAUUCUCUCAUCCAGGUACCAAGAAAAGGACUUCGGUGCCAGACUGCCUAAGAAACUGUUACUUGGCCUAACCUCCCUUUUUCUAUCCAUAACUUCCAUGUUGAUAUCUUUCUGCGCCGGCCAUUUUUUCUUGCUCAGGGAUAAACUGAAGGACAAGCCAGCCUUGAUAGCUCUGGUUUAUGCAUUGGCUUGUUUCCCGCCUAUUUUUGCUAUAGUCCAGUUCCCAAUAUACUUUGACAUUUUGCUGGCUACAUGGAAAAGACUUCCACAUCGUACUCUUACAGUGAUUCCCACAAUGCAAAAUUGA